AUGGUGUCUGAGAAGUGUAUUUUGGUGGUUCUUUUGCUGCAGCUCUGUGGUGUUGGUUGUGGAUUCUGUGGGAAGGUUCUGGUGUGGCCUUGUGACAUGAGCCAUUGGCUUAAUAUAAAGAUCAUUCUGGAGGAACUCACAGAGAGAGGACAUGAAGUAACAGUGUUGACGCCUUCAAAUACUUGGCUCAUUGACUACAAGAAACCUUCCCAACUGAACUUCGAGGUAUUGCUUCCAGGAUAUGACAAAGAAUUAAUGAAGAAAACAAAUGAUAAAUUUGUAGACCUAAUUAUUAAUGUCUUGCCAAAGGUAACACUCUGGCAAUCAAUGAUAAAACUGAAAGAAUUUUUUAUUGAAAUAACUGAAUAUUUAAAAAUCCUAUGUGAGAGUGUAGUCUACAAUCAGACACUCGUGAAGAAGCUUCAAGAAACCAACUAUGAUGUAAUGAUUAUAGACCCUGUGAUGCCCUGUGGAGAGCUGGUUGCUGAGCUGCUAGAAGUCCCUUUUGUGCUCACAUUAAGAAUCUCUUUAGGAGGCAUAAAGGAGAAACAUUGUGGGAAAAUUCCAAGUCCACCUUCCUAUGUACCUGUUCCGAUGAUGGGCCUAACAGACCGAAUGACCUUUCUGGAAAGAGUUAAAAAUACAAUAUUUUCAGUUUUCUUUGACUUCUGGAUCCAGGAUUACGAUACUCAUUUUUGGGACCAAUUUUAUAGUGAGGUAUUAGGAAGACCCACUACAUUAUGUGAGACUCUAGGGAAGGCUGAAAUUUGGCUAAUUCGAACAUAUUGGGAUUUUGAAUUUCCUCGUCCAUACCUACCUAAUUUUAAAUUUGUUGGAGGAUUGCACUGCAAACCUGCCAAACCUUUACCUAAGAAAAUGGAAGAAUUUGUCCAGAGCUCAGGUGAAGACGGUGUUGUGGUGUUUUCUCUGGGUUCAAUAAUCCAAAAUCUCACGGAAGAUAAAGCCAAUUUAUUUGCCUCAGCCUUUGCCCAGAUUCCACAGAAGGUUUUAUGGAGAUACAAAGGAAAGAAACCAGCCACAUUAGGAGCCAAUACUCGGCUUUAUGAUUGGAUACCCCAGAAUGAUCUUCUUGGUCAUCCCAAAACCAAAGCUUUUCUCACUCAUGGUGGAAUGAAUGGGAUAUAUGAAGCUAUUUAUCAUGGGGUUCCUGUGGUGGGAGUUUCCAUAUUUGGUGAUCAGCAUGAUAACAUUGCUCACAUGAAGACCAAAGGAGCAGCUAUGGAGGUGAAUAUGAACACAAUGACCAGUGCAGAUUUGCUCAGAGCUUUGAGAACAGUCAUAAACGAUCCUUCUUAUAAAGAGAAUGUGAUGAAGUUAUCAAAGAUUCACCAUGAUCAACCUAUAAAGCCUCUGGAUCGAGCUGUCUUCUGGAUUGAGUUUGUCAUGCGCCACAAAGGAGCCAAGCACCUGAGGCCAGCCGUUCAUGACCUCACCUGGAUUCAGUACCACUCUUUGGAUGUGAUUGGAUUUCUGAUGGCCUGUGUGGCAUUUGCUGUAUUCUUGGUCACCAAAUGUUGUUUAUUUUCUUAUCAAAAAUUUGGUAAAACAGGAAAGAAGGAAAAGAGGAAAUAG
Molecule: messenger RNA, 1593 nt
Organism: Pteropus alecto (black flying fox)
Lineage: Eukaryota; Metazoa; Chordata; Mammalia; Chiroptera; Pteropodidae
Product: UDP-glucuronosyltransferase 2A3
Exons: 6
Coding region: 1-1593 (530 amino acids)
Molecular function (GO): UDP-glycosyltransferase activity
Source: RefSeq, a predicted model, not a curated record